Dendronephthya gigantea is the source of this 5239-nucleotide messenger RNA. Its product is annotated as interferon-induced very large GTPase 1-like. Gene Ontology annotation, molecular function: GTP binding. The record is from RefSeq and is a predicted model, not a curated record. Lineage: Eukaryota; Metazoa; Cnidaria; Anthozoa; Malacalcyonacea; Nephtheidae. The transcript has 5 exons. Bases 119 to 5239 code for a protein of 1706 amino acids.
CAGUUGGUCAGUUUGCUUGCGAAUUUUUUGUGAAAACAGUUUGCGAAGAUUUCCCUACAGAUGAAAGUACAGUAAGGAAUUGAUAUUACGCGCUGGAAAAAAAACACUGGACUAAACAAUGGAGAAAACGGAGGAUGGGAAUAAAGAACAAAAGGACGAAAUCAAGACAAGUUCUAAGAAUUUCCCAAAAGAAAAUGACGAAGAUGUUAGAACGAGAGGAAAUGAAAACGAAGAUUGUCAGCAGGAAGAUGGAAACAAAACAAAAUCAGAUGAAGAUAAAACAAAAAUUAUUAUGACAGAACAAUCCUUUGAAGAAACAGACUUAAACGAUAUGGAAUCAAAAAAUUACGACACUAAGGCAGAAGUGGAAAACAUUGAAAAACUUGAGGAGCAAAAAUCUGACGUUUCAGAGAAAGUCGAUGUGGAGGAAACUGAAAACGGAGAUUGUCAGCAAGAGAAUGAAAACGAAACAACAUCAGCUGAAGAUGAGAGAAAAAUUACCAUGACAGAACACCUCGUGGAAGAAACGGAUAAAGAAAAACCCGAACAAACUGCGAGUAAAGAUCAAUCCCCAGACGCUUUAGCAACAUCCGGUGCCCUGUUUAAAUUAUGUAAUGAAUUAAAUUUAAAACCUGAUUCAAAGUUUACUUUAAAACACGCACGAACAAUUGAUAAUCACACACUUACUGAUGAAAAGCUAAAAUCCCCUGAGCAAAUACCUGAGUAUAUUUUUAAAACAAUAUUGAUGGCUAAUUACCAUGUGCGCAAAUUUAAAAUAACCCAGGAUAUAAGCAGAACUAAACAAAGCGAAGAUUCCGAUGACAGCGAAGAUGAGGACGAAGGAGUGAACCCAAUGGAUGCAUUGCUUUGUAUUUUUUAUUUCUCGGAUGAUUCUUUGCGGCGUUAUCUUGCCUUAAAAUUAGCGACAUGUCAACUUAGUAUUCCGUUUCUUUUGCCUGAUCCAAAAAUGCCAUCUGAAAAUGUUACAAUGCUGCUGUCGUCCGUAGAGGGCAUCACGAAAUCUUGGAAAGAUUCUCCCGAAAUUUUUGUAACAGAAUAUCCAUUUCCAGUGGUUUCUUUCAUUCGCAUUGGCAAAGUCACAACAUCGAAAUCAUCCUUGAUCAACAAAAUUAUGAGUGAUGGAAGCAAUCAUCAUGACUUCUUCUUCCACAAAGACAUGGAAGGUGGGCAUUUUGAGAGAAAAAUAGUCGAUGGAUUGGUUGAGAUGAGCUGGUAUCUUCCUGGAGAAAGUGAGAAACAAACAUGCCAAAAUGAAAUUUGUUUUAUGAAUCUACGAGGAGACGCAGGGGUUUUAAAGAAGCAACGAAAUGUCCUUUCAAAGAUCUCAUCUGUUUUAUGCAUUUUAAUACCUUCGGAGUAUCCAGACGAGACCAGUAGGAAGAUACUGGAAGAGGCGAUGGAUGACAAAGCAAAAAUCAUUCUCAUUUUCCUUGAGAAACCAGGGCAAGAAGCAAAACAGUAUUUCAAACUGCUGGAAGGCGAAAAGUUAGCUUCAAUAACCAGAUCCAAGCGAGCCAAUGAACACGAAUUUGUAAAAAUUAUACAAGAAAAAGUUAUAGGAAAGCUACAAGAUAUUCAAACAACGCCUCUAAGAAACUUGGCAUCUCUUGCAAGUGAACAUUGCAUCAAUUAUAACAUCGGUCAAACACAAACCAAAUUUGAAGAAAACGUUGACAAAUGGUUGAAAAUCGGAAUAAAAGAAGCCAAAGACCAUUUGAAAUUACAAUUGCACGUCCCAGUAUUGGCGGACCUGGAAAGAGAAAAAUAUCGACCCAGAGGCCGGGGUACCAAAUCUCUUAAAGAUGAUAUGGACAAAAUAUAUAAAAAAAUUAAAAAUGAAAAUAAAAACCAAAAGAAAUCGUUUAAACAACUGGAUCGGCGAUUUCUUGACUUUCUUGAUUUUCUUUCAAAGAUGAAUGUGACUGAACGAGUUAAAGCGUUGUGUAGGUUGAAGCAUCAGUUGAAUAAGAUGUCUCUCCGUGUUAUGGCAGAAUUGCAUGGCGAAGAUCAGAAAAAACAGGCAGCAACGUCCCAGGAGUUAAAAGAAAAACGCUUAAAACAUUCCCGAGAGAAAUCCAGAUCCUCGUUUGGUUUAGAGCACAUCAUCAGAGAACUUGCCCAGCUCUACCAACUUCGAGAAAGCAAAUACGACUUUGCAGAUGUCGCAGCAGAGAUGUUGCUUUCAGGACAAUCUCUUGAGUUAGUAGAUGGUGAUUCCUCGUACAUUCCACUGCGAUGGUUUGAAGCUGUAUAUACUAAGCUAGAGAAAAAAACAAAAAACGCUACAAUAUUUGUAAUUUCUGUUCUAGGUAUUCAAAGUUCAGGUAAGUCCACAAUGUUAAACACAAUGUUUGGUUUAGAAUUUCCAGUCAGUGUAGGAAGGUGUACUCGCGGCGCUUUUGUUAGCCUCAUUCCUGUCAGUGAUUCACUGAAGAUUGCUUCAAAGUUUGAUUAUGUUUUAAUCGUUGACACUGAAGGUCUUUCAGGAUCUGGAGAUCCUAAGGUACGAGAACAUGACAAUGAAUUGGCAACUUUUGUUAUUGGUGUCGCCGACUUGACCAUAGUUAAUAUCAUGGGCGAAAAUCACAAUGAAAUAAAAGAAUUCUUGGAGAUUUCCAUGCAUGCUUUCCUGAAGAUGAAACUUGUGAAAGAGAAAAGGAUAUGCAAAAUUGUUCACCAGAACGUUGCUGCGACCGACGCAAGAGACAAGUUGACCGAUGACCGUUUAAAACUGAAGAAAGAUCUCGAUAAAAUGGCAAAACUAGCUGCUAUUCAAGAAAAUUGUGAAGAAGAAAUCCAAAAAUUGGAUGAUAUAAUAUCAUUCAAUGAAAAUGAAGACGUGUUUUAUAUACCAAGCCUACUUCAAGGUAAUCCCCCAAUGGCUCCAGUAAACCCUAACUAUGGAAGAGCCAUUCAAAAGGUAAAGGAAAGUAUUAUCAGCUUGAUAUCUUCGAAACAUGGUUUUCAACUUUCGAUUGCUCAGUUUCGAGAGAGGGUCUGCAACCUUUGGAAUGCAAUGCUGAAGGAAAAUUUCAUUUUUAAUUUCCGUAAUGUAAUUGAAGUUAGAGCCUAUGCGGCUUUAGACCGAAAAUACUUCGAAGAAUCAGUGAAUUUGAUGGUGACAGGAAUGACGGAGCUGAAAACAAGAAUUGAAGUGGCUCUAAGCAGAUGCACAACACGAGAAGAACGUGAGAAGGAAUGGAAGGAAAGUAGAAAACAGAUAUGGAGUGAAGCAGCAAACCUUGCAAAAAAAAUGGAAAGAGUUAUGAAACGCUUCUUUGAAGAAAACGAAGAUAAAGCAACUCUUGAGCAGUGGAGGGAAAACACUAUGUUGAAAAUCAAACAAAUGGAAGAGAAUCAAAAAUUAGAAGUCACUACCUAUUGUUCAGAAGCUUUUCGUUAUUUACAAAAUCGUCAAGACGUCGAUGAAAAGAAGCAAAGCUUUGAGAAAGAGAUCCUUCACAAGGCAAAAAAAUUCAUAACUUCAGCUCAAAAUACUGAUGAUGCAAAGAAAUGCUUAGCGGCUUUCGAACAAGAAUGGGAGAAAUGGAUGGCAGAAAUUCCACAUUAUCAGGAAAGCAAAACUGACGUCGCUGACGUAAUGGUAAAUGUUCUUUGCGAAACUAACCCUGCUCUGAAUGCAGAAAUGACAGAGAAGAUAAAAAGCCAAAAUUACAAAAUAUUAAACUUCAAAAAAAGUCCGGUGCUACGAUACACUUCCAGUUCACUUGUUCAAAGGAGCGUCCAAACAAUGGCCAAAUUCUUUAACUUGUUUAAUAAACAACAAGAUUCUUCAGGAAGAAACAUCAAUGAUCAAGCAGUUGAUUGCGCACUUGAUUUCGCGGAAAAAAAAGCAAAAUCAGGAGUUCGAUGUACUCGCAAUGACCUUAUAGAAAUGUACCAAAAAGUUAUAACAACCUUGGACAAAGAGGCAGAAAAAUCUUGCUUUAAAUUCGACGAUUUGUUUAAAUGUGAUAUCCUGCUUUAUGCAUUUGCACAUACUUACGACAUUUUUGAAAAAAUGGAACAACGCUAUUUGGAAGAACGAAAUAUAAAAGGCGACCUUGAAAAGAACCUGCGACCAAGGUUAGAAACGUAUUUCAAAAAUCUCUGCGAUAAAAUGGGAAAGGAAAUGUCGGCUGCUACCUCCUUUGUGGAUGUACUUCGAACACCAAUUGAAUCAGCGCUGAACCGCGCCAUGGGUCCCGCAGUAGCAAAAGAAGUCUUGAAAGUUAGCAAGUUUCAGAGUAAAGGUCAAUUUCAUGCCAGUGUAUUGAUUGAACUCGGCAAAGAGGCAGAGUUUAAAUCGUACAUUCCUUAUCUUCAAAAUCCAGUUAAAUUUCUAAGGGCUAAAUUAAUGGAAUCAAUUGAAGACUAUUGCAUAAAUGAAAAUCCUGACUCCAUCAUCUCAGUUCUCAGAAAAGAAGUCGACAAGUUAAAAGAAGAUGUUUCGACUGGUAUUUCAUCUGCUAAGGAAGAAACAGAGAAUCAUGGUGAAAAACUGACCUUUUGGAUCCAGCAAUUCGUGUCGAAGUGUUCUUCGUUGGCCAUCACAAAAGAAAUGUUUGCCGUGGCCGCAAUUGAUGACGAUCUGAAAGACAUUGAUGUGUUCGAAACCCAAGUUGAGGAAAAGAUAAAUGAUUUUUUUGUAUCGUUAAUAGAGCGUGGAAUAGAUGAUUUCAUUAUGAGGGAAUGGGACCCAUCCCCGCACGAUCACUUGUUCUCUUCGAUAUUUGGUUGUCAAAGUUGUUGUCCAUUUUGCAAAGGUUUGUGCGAUCAAACCAAUCAAAAUCAUCCUGGUAGUCACUCUACAAGAAUUCAUCGCGCACAGGGAUUGAGUGGUUAUCACAGUGUCGACACAAAAAUAUUGCGUAGUACCAUUUGCACUAACGAUGUCGCUAAUGAAAAAAGACGUUUUCGAAACAAGGAAACAGCCGGGGAAUGGCAUUAUUACAAAGAUUAUCAAUCGGUGAAUGAUUAUUAUAAAUCGUGGCAAAUUCCUGGAGAUGAAUCAUUUGAGUUAUCUAAAUAUUGGCAGUGGUUCAUGGCUAACUUCUCGGAAGAAUUGGCAAAUUUCUAUGAGGUUGAAAAACCAAAAAUCCCAUCAACAUGGCAUGAUCGUACAUUCGAAGAAGUGGAACAUGAUCUUCGUCAGGAAUACAACAUGCUGCUGGUUGUGAAUGAACCAAGUCAGCCAACAGAGCCCAGUAGUCCCUAA